Messenger RNA from Ostrinia furnacalis (Asian corn borer), 1290 nucleotides. Its product is annotated as carbonyl reductase [NADPH] 1-like. Bases 135 to 965 code for a protein of 276 amino acids. The record is from RefSeq and is a predicted model, not a curated record. NCBI's taxonomy places the organism in Eukaryota, Metazoa, Arthropoda, Insecta, Lepidoptera, Crambidae. The transcript has 2 exons. Gene Ontology annotation, molecular function: carbonyl reductase (NADPH) activity.
GUUUGCUUGCUGUCAGCUGACUCAAUGUCAAUGUCAGUAAUUUGUCAAAUAUUUAUUUUGUUGUUUACCUACCUCACCAGGGUUUUUUUGUAAAUCGCUGAAACUCUGUGCUAAUAUCUAAAACAUAUUCAAAAAUGUCUGGAAAAGUUGCAAUCGUGACCGGCUCCAAUAAGGGAAUUGGUUUUGCGAUCGUCCGUGGACUCUGCAAAAAGUUUGACGGUAUAGUUUACCUAACCUCUCGUGAUGUUGAACGCGGCAAGAAAGCUGUAGCUGACCUUGAAAAAGAAGGGCUACACCCGAGCUACCACCAGCUAGACAUUACUGAAGAUAAGAGCAUUGAGACUUUCCGAGAUUUCAUAAAACAAAAACAUGGUGGCAUAGAUAUUCUGGUUAACAACGCAGCUAUAGCCUUCAAGCAUAACGCCACAGAGCCGGCUGCAGUCCAAGCUGAACAAACGUUAGCAGUGAAUUACUUUGCAGUUCUGAACACUUGCGAAAAACUUUUCCCGCUCGUCAAAAAUGGCGGGAGAGUCGUAAAUAUCUCAAGCUCAGCUGGCCAUCUGAGUAAAAUACCCAGCGUGGCAUUGAGAAAUCGUUUCAAAGACCCAAAUUUGACCAUUCCUGAGCUGUCGGAGUUGAUGCAGCAGUACAUAGAGGCAGCCAAACAAGGAACACAGGCUCCUGAAUGGGGCAACUCAUCAUAUGCUGUAUCUAAAGUUGGUUUGACUGCUCUGACCAUGAUUCAGCAAAGAAUGCUUAAUGAUAGAGACAUAAAAGUGAAUGCAGUACACCCUGGAUAUGUGGACACCGACAUGACAUCUCACAAGGGACCGCUCACCAUCGAUGAGGGUGCUGCCGCUCCGUUAUUCUUGGCGCUGGACGCUGAUGACUCGGUGAAGGGACAGUAUGUGUGGUAUGAUAAGCAGAUCACUAGCUGGGAGAGAGACACCCGCUCAGCUUAUUAGAUAGAUAAUUUCAUCCACGAAGACGUGCCUCAACAUUCUUCCACUAAUGUUUGAGUGUUAUCAGUACACACUAAAUUAUCCAUUAGUGCACAUAUACUACAAUAAUGACGUUCGGAUUGCUCAGAUCAAACUCCCUGCACCCCACACUUCCCCUGACCAAAAAUUGGUGGGGCGCAUCUUCGUGGAUGAAACGGGCUAUAUUUAUUACUAUGUAAGGCAACAUUUAUUCAUAAAGUAUUAAAGAAGCACUAUAAGAGCCUAUACCUAUUGUUUAAGAUUUAGUGCCUAUUGUUAAGUAUCAAGUACAAAAUAUGAUUUAAUACAU